CCACUCCCCGGGGAGAGCGGGCAGCGGCGGGGCAGCGACCAGGAGGCUCCCCCACGCGCUGCGCCCGCCCCGGACGCUGGUGCCUCCGCGGCCCAUGUCCUCCGUGUCGCUGCGCUCGUCGUCCCCACUCCGGCCCCCGAAGAUGAAGAAGGAGGAGUCGUUCCUGGGCAAGCUGGGCGGUACGCUGGCGAGGAAGAAGAAGGCCCGGGAGGUGAGUGACCUGCAGGAAGAAGGCAAAAAUGCCAUCAACUCGCCGAUGUCCCCUGCCUCGGUGGACCUUCACCCUGAGGACACCCUGCUAGAGGAGAACGAGGAACGCACGAUGAUCGACCCCAACUCCAAGGACGACCCCAAGUUCAAGGAGCUGGUCAAGGUCCUCAUCGACUGGGUCAAUGACGUGCUGGUGGAGGAGCGGAUCAUUGUCAAGCAGCUGGAGGAGGACCUCUACGACGGCCAGGUGCUGCAGAAGCUCUUGGAAAAACUGGCCGGCUGCAGGCUGAACGUGGCCGAGGUCACGCAGUCGGAGAUCGGGCAGAAGCAGAAGCUGCACACGGUGCUGGAGGCCGUGCGCGACCUGCUGCGGCCGCACGGCUGGGCGCCCCAGUGGACCGUGGACGCAAUUCAUGGGAAGAACCUGGUGGCCAUCCUCCACCUCCUCGUGUCCCUGGCCACACACUUCCGGGCGCCGAUCCGCCUCCCCGAACAUGUCUCCGUGCAAGUGGUGGUCGUGCGGAAGCGGGAAGGCCUGCUGCACUCCAGCCACGUCACGGAGGAGCUGACCACGACCACCGAGAUGAUGAUGGGCCGGUUUGAGCGGGACGCCUUCGACACCCUCUUCGACCACGCCCCGGACAAGCUCAACGUGGUGAAGAAGUCCCUCAUCACCUUCGUGAACAAGCACCUGAACAAGCUGAACUUGGAGGUGACGGAACUGGAGACCCAGUUUGCAGAUGGCGUGUACCUGGUUCUGCUGAUGGGCCUGCUGGAGGACUACUUCGUGCCCCUGCACCACUUCUACCUGACCCCCGACAGCUUCGACCAGAAGGUCCACAACGUGUCCUUUGCCUUCGAGCUGAUGCUGGACGGAGGGCUCAAGAAACCCAAGGCGCGGCCCGAGGACGUGGUGAACCUGGACCUCAAAUCCACCCUGCGGGUUCUUUACAGCCUGUUCACCAAGUACAAGAACAUGGAGUGACCUCGGCAGGGACGCCCCUGCGCCCCUGCUCCGGCAGGGCCUCCGGCUUCCCUCACGGCCCCGUUACGCCCCCUCCGU
Pteronotus mesoamericanus is the source of this 1273-nucleotide messenger RNA. It is a transcript of the gene PARVB, whose product is annotated as parvin beta. Gene Ontology annotation, cellular component: cytoplasm; lamellipodium; focal adhesion. Gene Ontology annotation, biological process: actin cytoskeleton organization; lamellipodium assembly; substrate adhesion-dependent cell spreading. Bases 95 to 1195 code for a protein of 366 amino acids. Gene Ontology annotation, molecular function: actin binding. The transcript has 13 exons. NCBI's taxonomy places the organism in Eukaryota, Metazoa, Chordata, Mammalia, Chiroptera, Mormoopidae. The record is from RefSeq and is a predicted model, not a curated record.